Messenger RNA from Misgurnus anguillicaudatus (oriental weatherfish), 3369 nucleotides. Lineage: Eukaryota; Metazoa; Chordata; Actinopteri; Cypriniformes; Cobitidae. The record is from RefSeq and is a predicted model, not a curated record.
UAUUGCUGAAAUAUUCAACUUCUUCUUUUCUUCAAAGGACUCGUGACUAUAAAUAUAGCUAAUAAACAACCUGUUGAUAUUGGUUCAAAUGCUGAUGUUACCUGUACGACACAAGAGGACUUGGGAGCUGUGACGUGGUCUUUGACAAAUACUCAGAAUAAAACAACAGUUAUCACCAAUGGAACAGAAGCGAGAUUGAGCUCUUAUGCUUUUAGUGACACUGUUACUCUGAGGAGCAUUUCAGCAAGCUGGAAAGGACUGUUUACAUGCGAGUAUACAAAAGGGCCCAUAAAGUUCACAGCAAGUGAAACAUUGGACAUUGCACUUUUGCCAGACAUACAAGGCAGUAGUGACCCCCAAUUUCCUGAUUGUACAAAUCCAAAAAGAAUUGUGCCGGUUGAAAUUCAAUGUGCCAUUUCAAACAACUCAGAAAAUUACAAUAUUUCAUGGGACAGAACUCAACUCAAAGAUCUCACAAUUAUAUCAAUAGAGUCCAAAGGAAACAAGAUCUAUCACAAAGCACAAGCAAUGAUUAGAUGUGGAGACUUAAAUGAAUCUCUAAGCACCACGUGUACCUUCACAAACACCAGAUCCCAAACAAAGAAGAACAGCUCAAUGACUGUGAACAUCCCUAUCAUUCAAAAUGGCUCAUCAUUCUGUGACACACAAGAUGGCUGGCCUAACACUAAAUGUAACUACACGGCUGUUUUAGCUUGUGAUAACUCUGUUGGCAGUAUGACCAGAGAAUGCCGUGACUGUAAGUGGCAAGAGCCAAUCUCUUAUUGUGUGGAUACGGGUCUACACCAAAUUCAAGAUCAAAUAGAGGAAAUAAGAAAGGGACUAGGAUUUAUUAAGGAAAAUGCAGGUAUUUUCAUUCAGUUACAAAUAUCAACAACUUCUAAUACUAUUAAGGCCUUUGCAAAUAUUGAUGCAACUGUAGAAAUUCUGGAUUCAAUCAAUAUCGUGUCUGAAAUACAGUCACAUCAAUGGAACGACACCAUCAUGCCUGAUUUUGUAAGUGCUAUAAGCAAUAUUUUGAACGACACCAAUUCCUGGAAACAAACAUCAAAUGAUAAUGCUACCAAUUUAUCUAUAAAAUAUCUGCUGAGUGUUGAGAAAAUGAUAAAGAACUCAAAUCUGUCUUCUUCCGUCAACCGUUCGAACGUCGCGCUGAAGGUCUGUAACUCCAGUGAUUGCAACUCUUUCAAUGUCAGCGUCAAAACAGAGCAAAACGUUACAGUUGUUGUAGUUGCAUUUAGGAAUCUUGCUACCAAUUUACCACAAACCCUGAACAAUGAGAGUGUUGAAUCAGGAGGCAUAAUCUUGUCAGUUACAGAGGUAAAUGGCACUAAUUACACUAAUCUGAAGAUGAACUUCAAUGAUGGCCAAAUAAGACAACCCAACCACCAAAUGUUUUGUGUUUACUGGGAUGUAAAUCAAACCGAGUGGUCAAGUGAUGGCUGCACGUGGGGUGGUGCAGACAACCCGACACUCUGUACCUGUACGCACAACUCUGCUUUCACCAUCAUGAUGUCCAAAACAGCAGAAAGUCUUCCGUAUAUGGAGGAACUGACAUAUGUUGGCUUGGGAAUUUCAAUGGUUUCACUCGUGCUGUGUAUACUGAUUGAGAUUAUGGUGUGGGAUACGGUCGUAAAAUCAAACAUCGCCAAUUUUCGCCAUAUAGCCUUGGUCAACAUCUCAGUUUGUCUGCUUUUUGCAUAUUGUGCAUUUUUAGCAUCAGCAAAACCAAAGCAAAUCCCCUCAAACUGGUGCAUGAUACUUACAGUGGUGAAGCAGUUUUGUUUCUUGGCCGUCUUUUUCUGGAUGUUGUGCUUGAGUUUUGUGCUCCUUCACCAGCUAAUAUUUGUUUUUGAGAAGUUACGGAAAAGGGUCUAUUUGGCGUUAUCGAUCACUGUUGGUUACGCAUGCCCAUUAUUGUGUGUGGCAGUGACCGUCAUUCAGUAUGGCAAUGGUAAGGAGGGUGAAUACUAUUCAACAGAGACUUGCUGGCUAGUAUAUCAAUCAACAUUGAAAGGUUCACUCUUUGCCUUUAUUUUGCCGGUUGGUACCGUUGUGGUUAUAAAUAUGUUUGCGUUGCUUGUGGUCAUCACAAAAAUUGUACAGCCUACUGUGUCCGAGGCAAAAGCUCGGGACGAAAAGGAUGUCGCCAAAAGCAUCAUUAAGACGAUCGUUUUGCUGAGCCCUAUCCUUGGAAUAACAUGGAUCUUAGGAUUUUUUGUGUUCACACUUGACCUUACACAAAAGCCAUAUGCCCAGAUCGUGAAUUACGCAUUUACAAUACUGAAUUCCCUACAGGGAUUUUUCAUAUUGCUUUCAAACUGCUUUGGAGAGAAAAAGGUUCGUGAAGCACUUUUAAAGCGUUUCAGGGCCAAGAAAUCAGUGAAUUCUAAAAGUGAACACUCAAGCAAAUCGACAUCACUAAAGAAAUGAUCAUCUGGACAGAUGUUUAAGGUUUUAAACGGACGCAGAUGACAACGCAGGAGGAAAACAUUUAUGGAUGCAAUUCUGUCAGAUCUCUUAUUCAAUUAAUAACUGAUUUCUAGUGUAAAACUGCUAUAAAACAGGAUUGAUGUGUAUAUUUUUUCAUGUCGCAUGAUUAUCUUAUUGCAUAGUCUGAUUUCUGACGGGGUCUAUUUUAAUUUUUGAAAAAAAAUUGCACUUAUGAAUUAUGUGGCCAACUUGGCAUUUCAGCUGAUUUUUCAUUUUACGACAGACUUGUAAAGUUGUCAGUUUUGUUGUUUUGUAGACCUUCCUCACACAGUCUAAAAUUACAUUAUACAUUAUUUUCAAAUUCUAUUAUAAUGAGUGUGCAUGAGGUUUCAACACUUCAAAUUACAUACAUUUGCAUUGUACAUGUGUUAUAUAAAAUUAAUUCAAGUGAAAUUAAAAAGUUAACUAUAAAAUGGCUACGAAAUGUGUAUAGACUUGUGUGUUUGCGUGUUGUGUGUUUUUUAACUAUAUGAACAUAUUCAAAACUUUUUUAUUGUUAUAAUAAACGUAUUUAUCUGUCAACCAAAUGUUUGGAAUGCUCACGGUCAGAAAAAUAGUCCCUAGCUGUCACUGAGGUGAUAUCCAUUCAAAAAUGCACCUAGACUUCAUAAUAGUACCUUAGAGGUACUUAUUGGUAUCAACGAGUGCAUGUAUACAUAUUUGUACCUAAAUGGUACAUAUUAAGACCUAAGGGCUUGGGACCAUUUUUUCUGACGGUAUACUGUGUAUAUUACAUAUAUUAUAUGUUUUUCAUUUUCUGACUAAUUAAAGAAAAAAAGUUGUAUUUAUUAAGCUAUAUUUUUGUUUCAACAUUCAACUGUAUUUUAUUAUCUUGAAAUAAUAAAAUCUUCUUUAUUA